Molecule: messenger RNA, 804 nt
Organism: Penicillium griseofulvum
Lineage: Eukaryota; Fungi; Ascomycota; Eurotiomycetes; Eurotiales; Aspergillaceae
Product: Aminoglycoside phosphotransferase
Exons: 2
Coding region: 1-804 (267 amino acids)
Source: RefSeq, a predicted model, not a curated record
AUGAAUCCAUAUAUCACGGAUCCAGACAAUAUCCCUCCUUCUGAUCUAUAUGCCGACUUGCCGUUUUACGGUCGGUAUCUUCCCAAACCAGAUGACUUCCGCAUUGAUGUACAACAUAUCAACUCCCAGUCCACAGACUCAUUGGACUACUGGGCUUCAGUAGUCGAUCUUUGCAAUGAAGCUAUGAGAAUCUACCCAGCCGAUGAAGGUGGUCGCGAUGUGUUUGCCCUUGGCAGAGUCAUCAUUAAGUCGAGCCAUUUACACCGUGCAGAGUAUACAGAGAUCGACUACUCGUAUGCGGAUGCCAAUGAAGAACAAGCUAUUCCUAUUGUGAAGAAUGUUCUAAAAGACGUCAAAAUCAAUGGUCGCCAGGUACUAGUCCAGGAAAGACUUCCGGGUGUUGCGUUAGCUGUUGCAUGGCCGUACCUCUCGCAGAAACAAAAGGAGUUCUUCAAACAGCAAGCACGAGAAAUACUUCGACAGCUACACUCCAUUAAGCCUGAUGGCCAGACCCGCUCUUAUAUCGUGCCUGACCCCGGUAUUCUAAGCAAUGACCGUAUCCAACGUCUAGAAUAUGAUAUUCUCUUCUCGGAGACCAAUACUGACCCAGACAUGAGCUUCAUGCAUAACGAUCUCAAUAUAUCCAACUAUAUAGUUGACGAUGACAAGAUUGUGGGGCUUAUUGAUUGGGAAAUGGCUGGCUUCUUUGGUUGGAACACGGCUAGAGAAGUUCAUCGCAAGGCUAGACCAUAUGAUGAUCCAAUUUGGAAAGAUCUAUAUGAGCAAGAUGCACUUGAUACCUGA